Messenger RNA from Vollenhovia emeryi, 1470 nucleotides. RefSeq names its product odorant receptor 4-like. Gene Ontology annotation, biological process: sensory perception of smell; detection of chemical stimulus involved in sensory perception of smell. The record is from RefSeq and is a predicted model, not a curated record. Lineage: Eukaryota; Metazoa; Arthropoda; Insecta; Hymenoptera; Formicidae. Gene Ontology annotation, cellular component: plasma membrane. The coding region runs from base 97 to 1332 and encodes 411 amino acids. Gene Ontology annotation, molecular function: olfactory receptor activity; odorant binding. The transcript has 8 exons.
CACUGUGCUGCGACUCUCUGAGAGAAUUUUUUAUUAGACUGAAAAUUGUAAGAGGCGACAUCGAUGCAGUUCAGUAGUCGAAACUGAGUGUUGAAGAUGGAUACAUCGAGCGAUAUCUUUCAGUCUCGAUUAUAUAGACUCAAUCGUACGCUACUUUCGUUGCUGGGGCAAUGGCCCUUCCAAAAGGACAGGUACAGGCGGGUUAUUAUUGUAACGACGUCGUUUAUCGGUUUAACGCAGGCCCUUACACAGGUACUCGCCUUAGUGACGUUACGCGGCGAUUUUGAUGCACUCAUCGAAUGUGCACCACCACUCAUAGUAGAUGGUGUGUGCAUUAUUAAGCUGACGACCCUGAUAUGUAAUGUAGAGAAGCUCAAGAUGCUUCUUGUACACAUACAAAGGGACUGGCGAUCGUGGACCAUCAAAAGCGAAUUCGAAAUUUUGUCCAGAUUUGCGGAGAGCGGAAGAAGCAUUACCAUUGGUUAUGCCAGUGGCAUGUACGCAUUUGGUAGCCUCUUUCCGUUGCUCGCUAUAAUCCCGAAAAUAAUUGGCAAAAACGUCACUUCCGACUAUGCGACGCGGCCAGUGGGAUUUCCAUAUCAUGUGGAAUAUUACAUAGACCUCGAAAAGUACUACUAUCCCGUGUUGAUUCAUAAUUACUUAACUACUGCAAUUCGUCUUACCACCAUAGUCGCAUUCGAUACCUACGUGGCUAUUCUAGUGCAACAUUGUUGCGCGCUGUUUUCUGUCGUCAGAUAUCGGCUAGAGUAUAUACGAAAAUCCAUCGAGCAAGAUAAGGAGCUCACUUUACUCCAGGAAGACGACAAGUUUUAUAAAAAUUUCGUAUACUGUAUACAAAAACACAAAGAUGCCUUACGAUUCGCAAGGUGCUUAGACAUGGUCUACACGAAAGCGUUUUUCAUAGAAGUUGGUUUUGUUAUUUUGGCUAUGAGUCUAUCGGCUCUCCAGGCAACCAGUGGUACUUUGAAUCCACACCUCGCAGUACGGCACGCCGCGUAUAUUAUCGCUCAAUUACUGCACUUAUACAUAGCGUGCUGGUUGGGGCAACAAAUGAUCGAUCACAGCAAUCGCGUGUACACAUCGACUUACCGAGGAGAAUGGUAUGAAUCGCCACCAAAAUCCAGGAAGCUCUUGAAUAUGAUAAUGAUGAGGAGCAUUUCACCUUGUACAUUGACAGUUGGAAAGAUCAUGGUUCUUUCUCUUCCGAGUUUCAGCGCAGUAAGACCUGUCAUAAUUUUCUUUAUACAAUCAUUUAGUAUACGUUAUGUAAUCGUUUCCCUACUUUUGGCUAAAUUUUACUUUCUCUUCUAGGUCGUACGUGCAUCUGCUUCAUACUUCACAGUCUUACAAUCUGUACGGUAAUAUUUUAGAAAUUUUUCUCCUGAAAAAUGUAUAAUUAUUAUCAAUAUAAAAAUAAUGUAUUAUACCUAAAUAGCAGAGGAUUGUCUA